This is a messenger RNA of Didymodactylos carnosus, 564 nucleotides long. Lineage: Eukaryota; Metazoa; Rotifera; Eurotatoria; Philodinida; Philodinidae. The record is from the annotation of a GenBank genome assembly.
AUGGAUGCUCAAUUCGUUGUUCGCCGUGCUGACAUUUCUGAUAUUGAUGCAUUGUCACACCUCUGUCAGAUAACUAUUCGAGAAGCAUCUAUGGAAGAGUUGUUCAUUCCUUAUUCUGAAGAAGAUCUCGAUUCUUACUUCCGUUCAUCGGCAAGCCCUGAAAAUUUUGCAAAGAAAAUAAAUGAUCCGCAACAAGCUGUCUGGCUAGUAGAAGAUAAAACAAAUGGUGAACUUGUUGCUUACGCAGUUGCUGGUCCUUGUGAUAUUGAAGAUAUUCCUCAUCCUGAUGUUUGUUCAAAUAAAGAUGCAGCACUCAAUCGUUUAUAUGUCCGACGUGAUCGACGUGCGCGUGGAUUUGGUCAACAAUUAAUGAAUGUUAUUUUACCUUGGUCGGAAGAACAUUAUCCUGCACGACCUUUAUGGCUAACUGUGUGGUCACAAAAUUUCAAGGCACAAAGGUUUUAUACACAUUAUGGUUUUACUAAUGUUGGUGGUUGUGAUUAUUACGUUGGAGAACGGAAGGAGCAUGAAUUUUUUAUGAAGCGUGAAGCUCACAAAUCGUAA